This is a messenger RNA of Fraxinus pennsylvanica, 702 nucleotides long. Lineage: Eukaryota; Viridiplantae; Streptophyta; Magnoliopsida; Lamiales; Oleaceae. The record is from the annotation of a GenBank genome assembly.
AUGGGCAAGUACAUAAGGAAAUCGAAGGGAAUUGGUGAAGCAGAUGUGGUGGAGGUGAACCACGCCAAAGCCUCCACCCAAUCCUCACUCGGUGUUCGUACAAGAGCCAAAACCCUAGCACUUCAGAAAUCAUCGCCGGCGGCAAUUAGUGGUGAUGAUGGUUCGUAUCUGCAGCUGAGGAGCAGGCGACUGGUGAAGACCGCAUCCCCAGUUGUGGCAGAAGGUAAAAGACGGAAAGACCUUAAGCCAAAAUCAGGCAAGGGUGAAGUGGUUCCCAGAAAUUCGGAGGAGGAAAAGGAGGAAAUUGAUGGGGUGGAGAUAAAAUUGGGGGCGGAGGAAAAUGAUCGGAAGGAUGAGAAAAAUGGUGGUGAUGGAGAAAUGGAGGCUUCAUUUGGAGAGAAUUUGCUGGAAUUUGAUGAUAAAGAAAGGACCACUAGGGAGAGUACCCCGUGCAGUUUGAUCAGGGAUCCAAACACUAUCGAGACUCCGGGUUCAAGUAACCGGCCCACCACUCAUAAUGCAGCCAGUAGCAGGGCACAAAAUCCAAUGCUAAGGCACAUCCCAACUGCAGGUGAAAUGGACGAGUUUUUUGCCGGUGAAGAAAAGCAGCAGCAGACACAAUUUAUCGAGAAGUACAACUUCGAUCCGGUGAAUGACAAACCCCUUCCUGGACGAUAUGAAUGGGUGAAACUUAAACCCUAG